This is a messenger RNA of Aspergillus campestris IBT 28561, 900 nucleotides long. RefSeq lists its product as uncharacterized. The transcript has a single exon. The record is from RefSeq and is a predicted model, not a curated record. The coding region runs from base 1 to 900 and encodes 299 amino acids. Lineage: Eukaryota; Fungi; Ascomycota; Eurotiomycetes; Eurotiales; Aspergillaceae.
AUGUUGGCACCCAAGUUCCUCCUUCUCCUCCUCACCCUCCUCCUGGGGGUGGUCUUCGCCCGCGAUGCCACGGGCCUGUCCCUCCACGACAAGAGAGACCUUCAAGCGCGCCAAGACGGAGCAGACGCAGCAGCCGAACAAGCCCCUAGACCAGACACCGCCCUAAGCCUCAGGCGCGACGAAACGAUACGGCCGCCCGGACAGGCAGUCCCCGCACGACGUCAAGACUCGUUCCUGUGGUCCGGCGCUGCGCAGCUCCCUGGACCGCCAAGCGACAAAGAGCUGGUAGCAAUGACACGCGACGCUUACGACCUGAUGAUCUGGUACGCGACAAGAGACAAAGUUCCCGAGUCAAAACGCCCCGGCUCCAUGACGGGCUUAGCGGUAGACAACAAAGUCUACUUCUUCUCGUCCCUCAAGGGCUCAGGGCUCACUGUGUACGCCGAUCGCAACAACAAGGCAGAUCCUAAAACCAAUCCCAAUGUCCCUGCCGGGGUGCAGGAGGCGCUCUGGAACUGUUAUCAGGCUAGUGAAAGAGAGGCCCAGGACGCGGGCGAGGGAGAUGGUCAGGGUCAGGCCCAGCACCGGACCGGCGCGUCCUGCGGCGAGGUCAUGGCCUCCUGGGCCUUUUAUAGUACAAAUCCAGGUGCUAACUUGGAGAGUGCGACGUUUGUCGCGUGGGGGGCCCAGAGGGGGCGCGACGGGCGGGCAGUGUAUAAGAUUAUGCCUCCCUGUGGAGGUGGACGCAAUCCUGAGUGGGGUUGUGACAGUUUUCUGAAAUCGUUGGACGCCAGAGCGGUCGGCCGAAGCGUGGUACCGGCUGACAGUUAUGCUGAACCUACGGCUGUGCUCCAUUUUCCGCUGAGAGGAUUCAGGAUUCGGCUUCAGUUGCGCGAUUGA